Molecule: messenger RNA, 4840 nt
Organism: Xiphias gladius (swordfish)
Lineage: Eukaryota; Metazoa; Chordata; Actinopteri; Istiophoriformes; Xiphiidae
Gene: frmd8
Product: FERM domain containing 8
Exons: 11
Coding region: 665-2083 (472 amino acids)
Biological process (GO): negative regulation of canonical Wnt signaling pathway
Cellular component (GO): cytoskeleton; plasma membrane
Source: RefSeq, a predicted model, not a curated record
AGACUGUUUGAGAUAACACCAAAAGUUAGCUAACUCACCAGAUAGGCGACUAAAUUGUUAUUGUAUUAAUAGGUCUAAAAGUAUCGUAGCAAUGGCAGUGCGUCAAUAAAUAGCACAGUCCCCUGUCUUCAAGCUAACUUAGCUAACGCCAACGAAAUGGAAUUUAGUAGCGUUGAGUAGUUGCCUGGCAUAUCUUGGCCAUUGUUUAGGCAUGUAUAGAACAAUCCAGUUAAACUUUUCUAGCUAGCUAACCUUUGUCGCACGGGCCUCGGGCUAUUCCCGUGAUACCCCUGUAUUUAUCACCAUGAAACGUUAUUUAGACUAUUGUGUAAAUGAUCUAAGCCAUAUUAAAAUAAUACAUAAAUGGGACUGAGUAACAGUGAAAUUUUGGGGCCAAACGAUCAUUUCAGUUCAAUAGGGUGAGGUCAACAGUGGUCGACUGGGAUGUUCCGAUUGUAUAGGGUCCUUUCCCGUCUAAUUCCACAUGGGGGCACUGGUGCAUGGUGAAAUCUGGGCUAAUUUAGCCUGAUUACUUCUGCAUUGAAGCAUGACUGAAGGAAAUGGAUAAAGUGGCUUAUGUCAUUGAGAAAGACCUACCCGUUCGUGUUUCUAUCUGUUUAGUAAUCACUGAAGCAAUUACUGAGGCCUUUUUUGAAGAUUAGAGAUGGAAGGAGAUGAUUGCAGUUUUCCUCCAGACUCAUCAGAUGAUCACUCGCAAAGAGGAAGUGUUGCUUCUUCUGCAACACUUUCCCGUGCUCAAGAUGUGCUAAUAUACCUGUUUGGUGACAGUGCAGUCCACUUAUCUGUAGAAGGGCUAGGCAGUGUCACUGUGCAGGAGCUGGGCCGCGGUGUUCGUGAGGCUCUCCGUAUUCCUGAGUCUGCACAGGAUGCUUUUGCCUUCUGGUUGUGUUCUCCACUGCUCGAAUUGCAGUUAAAGGUGAGGCAUCAACCCUACAAACUUUGUCGGCAGUGGCAAGACCUGCUGUAUCGCUUCACUGAGGCCUCAGAGGAAGACAUUUCACAAGAUGAGCCAUGCCUCCAAUACAGACGGAAUGUGUUUUAUCCUAAAUCUAAAGAGCUGCAGAUCGAGGAUGAGGGAGUGCUGAAACUUCUGUAUGAGGAGGCCAGGAACAACAUCCUCACAGGUCGAUACCCCUGCGAUCCUGAGCACUGGACAGGUCUUGGAGCCUUGUCUCUUGCUCUUGAUGAGGGAACUGGUCUGGACAGCCAACAGUUUACAUAUACUAUAAGAGAGAAGAAGCUGUCCUCUUUUCUGCCUGCACAUGUUGCCAUUGGGAGUGGAGGUUUACUCUCCACUCUGAGAGGGAAGUCGAGCCGUCAGGCAGGGCUGGAGCAGAACCUGUUGGAGGAGUACAGAAAGAUCAGCACAUCUGCUGGAAACCCUCCUGAGCCCACACAACUCCUACACCAGUACCUCAACACAUGUCAUACUCUGCCUUAUUAUGGGUGUGCUUUCUUCUGUGGGGAGAUUGACAAACCAGUGCAAGGGAUCCUCCAAAGGGGAAAACGCAAAGCUGUCAACAUAGGGAUCUGCCUGGAGGGAGUUUAUGUGAUAGAUGUCAAAGAGAAGCAUGUACUGCUUGGCCUGCGUUUCAGUGAGCUCUCCUGGGACCACAGCUACCCCGAGGAGGAGGGGGACUCACACAUUCUCUGGCUGGAGUUUGAUGGAGAGGAAGACGGCACUCCUGUCAACAAGUUACUAAAGAUCUACUCAAAACAAGCAGAGCUAAUGAGCGGCUUCAUUGAGUUCUGUGUGGAGCUGAAGUCUGCGGCUGAGGGAGGAGCUUCGGCUGAAACAGACGGUGAGGUGAGUCUGUCUCAGCAGCCCGCCGGGCAAGAUGGCAGCAGCAAGAACGGACGGGGUGGACGGCGCGGGAUGCUACACAGGCAAAGCAGUGUUGUGUGCAGUCGUGUCCACUCACUUAACACUAUCAGCUACGUGGACAAUGGAAAAGAAAUCAAACGCUUGAAGCCGAAAAGAGCUGCGUCCUUCUUCACCCGACAGGCGUCUGCACCCACGUACUCUGCUGUGCAAGUGACAGAGAGUCUGGAGCAGGGAUAAACUCACUGAUCAUCUCUGACCCGUUCCUCUCAAAGACCAAACCUGAACAUUUUACACUGAGAUUUAAAGAAAAGACUUGAUACGAGUUUGAGACAUUUAACCGAUAAUAUAUGAACAUGCAAAGGACCAAGCUAGGGAUCUAAGUGCGUGCGACGAUAUUUAUCUUUUGAAGUUGUGUAGAUUAAAAGAGUACAGCAAUGUGAAAAAGAAAAAGAUCUAUUAACAGCUAUGCUUCCCAGGUUAAACUGAAGUGGCUAUUCAUUAGAUGGCCUCACAUAAAGGAAAAUAUUCUCUGAGCACCAUGUGAUGGACUUCCUUCAUACGUCUGAGACAAGCCUUAGAGAAACCCUCAGAUGAUGACUGUGUGACAUCUCAUGACCUUUUUGACCUUUCUGCAGCGCUCUGGAGAAGUUUUUACUCCUACUAUUCAAAAACUUUAAACCUAAAAUGAGUAUAACCACUGCAUUACCUCUUUUUACUUUAACUCUCCUUGGGGAUUGAACACCAAGAACAUCGCAAUAUACCCCCUUAUACAAUAAACAUGCUCCUCAGAUCUGUAAGAGUUAACAGAAGCUCUUUACAGUCAGCAUGAGAGACACUUUCAGGGGACGAUAUAAGGGCAUGUUCCCACUAUUCUGCUUUUUUAAACUGCCAGUGCCUUGUUCUCAUGAAAGGGUGAAGCCACUUUAAAAAAGUACUGGUAGAAAUGUUUAGUGUGUGGUGUUACUGAUCUUAAAAAGUCUGUAUGGGAGCUCAUUGGCUGUAUUGUGGAAGAUUCUUGUAUGUUCAUGUAUUUAAGAGUUUGACAUAAUUAAUAUUUGAUGUUAUUUGCAGCUAGUUAUUAUGGAAAGAAAAUGCAAGUGGCACAUCCCACAUUUUAAAAAGAAUUUUUAUUUGUAAAAGCAGAAUAGUGUGAAUUUGGUCGAAACGUGAAAUAACAGGAUAAAACAGGCGUUUUACAGAAUCCAGUUGUAGAAGCCAGAAUUGCAAGUUCAUAGUAUUAAGUGUUCAUUGGGGAGCAUAAGUUAAUUCACUCCAAUGAAAGAAUCAAAUCAGUCAAACUACCCAAACCAUAUAGUAAGUUAAAAAAAAAAAAAAAAAGAACUGACAAUUACUCUAAUAAAAGCUUUCGUCCCAAGCAAUUAACGUACUGUACCAUGCUGCUAUUCCUGCCACUAAAUAGUCUGCAGUUGCUUUCGAGUUUGCAUAUCCAAGUUAAUAUUCCUAAUCAGCACCAUCAGUACAAGUGACAUCCAUGCACAGGUCUGGACUUGACUCUCACUGGCUUGGUCAGACCUGAUUAGCAAAGUAAAACUGAUGCAAUAUCAUUCUUCUGCAACGUCUGACAUGAGAGAGACUAAAAUAAAAGAAACCUUGCUGUUAAACUGUUAUCAGCACUACAUUACACAAAAAAAUUCAAACUUCAAACUGCAACUUAAAAUGUAUAAGUUUUGGAUAGCCAUUUUAAAUGAUUGUUUUUCUCACAAACACAAUCAUGGUUGACAUUUGAAAUAGGGCAGGGAACACUAUCUUUGUAUAAUGUUGUUGACGCCCUGUUUUUCUGCUGUGUGACAAUCUAUUUCAAACACUCCCGUGGGUUUUUUUCAGGAGAAAACCAUGUAACUAGUCAUGGUAGAAAGUAGGACAAUUUUUUCAACCCAUAAAGAAAAAUUCAAUGCCCAAGUUUAUCUGAUAAAUUCAAAACCAUUUAAUUCUGAGAUAUGUGGUUGUCACUUCACAGUGACAGUCUACUCUGUGUAUAUAGCAGGGAUGAACUGACCAAGAACCUUUGACUAUGCUGUUGAAAUCUACAUCUGUACACCAAAGCAAGCCUAUCUAACAUGCUGCAACACAGUAUGCUACCUUAACGCUCCAGAGACGGAUUUCAGUCUCCACCUGGCAGAGUCCCUCCAGGUGUCUCUCUGAACUUCACCCCCAAUGCUGAUACAGGCAGUUUCUGUCUCUGCUGUACAUUUAACAGAUACGUUCACCUCAGAAAUGGCCGUGAAAGAAGUUAUACAUCUAUAUAACACUGCCAUAUCUCCUCAUUUGACAUGUGGUGACAUCAUGUACUCUUCCUGAUUCUCCUGUGCAUGCAAACUGCAGAAUGUUCUUACAUUUCUAUGCUUUUGACUUGUAUGUCAGCUACUGUCUGUACCCUAACUGCAGCAGUCCAGUAUAUUGUUGCUAAUGUACACUAUGCAUGUCACAUUGUAGAAUAGGCAUUCCGACAGAUGACACAUUAUGUGAUUCUGCACUAUUAAUACUAAUACACUGUUUUUAAAUCUUUUACAUCUGCAGAUUGUUUUGUAUUGAUUGUUAGUAUCUAUGAGAGAAUAUUUUUACUUUGUUUUUUCAUAUACUUGACAGUGUUUGUACACUAGAAUGAAGAGGUCAUUUUAAGCAUUAUCUUCUCAAGCAAUCACUUUGCAGAAACAUAAAGUGCCUUUUUGUUUGUUGUAAGUUGGCAUCUGAAUGACUGCAUUGGUGCUUGGAAACCAGGAAUGUUGGUAGUGCUAUGGUUUAAAAAAAAAUGAUUUGUGUUUUGUAAUGUAUUUCCCACAUUUUCAACUAGACAAUGCAUUUCAUCUUUCUUAGCGGAUGUGAGUAUAUAGAUAAACUGGAUAACUACACUGGGCUGCCUGUUGAACAGUGUAUGGUGAUUCCUUUCAGUGCAGUGGACAGUCAGUUCUGCCUUCAUUGAAAUAUGUCCGAUAUGUUGUUUUUUUUUUCUUUUUAAUAAACAGAUGCAAAGUG